This is a messenger RNA of Sinocyclocheilus rhinocerous, 439 nucleotides long. Its product is annotated as U6 snRNA-associated Sm-like protein LSm3. Gene Ontology annotation, biological process: mRNA splicing, via spliceosome. Bases 125 to 424 code for a protein of 99 amino acids. NCBI's taxonomy places the organism in Eukaryota, Metazoa, Chordata, Actinopteri, Cypriniformes, Cyprinidae. The record is from RefSeq and is a predicted model, not a curated record. The transcript has 3 exons. Gene Ontology annotation, molecular function: RNA binding.
UCACACUCCAUCACAGUAGGUGGCGGUAUGCACCUAUGAAGUUGGUUCGCAACCCGCCAUAAAACCAAAAGAAGAAGAAGAAGAAGAAGAGACAAACGCAAAGCAUUUUGGGUAACUUUGAAAGAUGGCGGACGACGCUGAGCAGCAACAAACCAGCAACACAGUGGAAGAGCCUCUGGAUCUGAUCCGGCUGAGUCUGGAUGAGAGGAUCUAUGUGAAGAUGAGGAACGACAGAGAGCUGCGCGGCAGACUGCACGCCUAUGACCAGCACUUAAACAUGAUCCUCGGAGAUGUUGAAGAGACAGUGACGACUGUGGAAAUCGAUGAGGAGACGUAUGAGGAGAUUUAUAAGGUAACUGCUGCUGCAUUCCACAUUUUUCUUUGUGUUUGUGUUCUUCUUAGUCAUACAGUUCAAUGUCAGUGAUAAAUCCUAAGGGGC